This is a messenger RNA of Sorex fumeus (smoky shrew), 2611 nucleotides long. RefSeq names its product phosphatidylinositol specific phospholipase C X domain containing 2 (gene PLCXD2). Gene Ontology annotation, biological process: lipid metabolic process. Bases 123 to 1148 code for a protein of 341 amino acids. Gene Ontology annotation, molecular function: phosphoric diester hydrolase activity. NCBI's taxonomy places the organism in Eukaryota, Metazoa, Chordata, Mammalia, Eulipotyphla, Soricidae. The record is from RefSeq and is a predicted model, not a curated record. The transcript has 4 exons.
GGACUGGCGUGGCCAAGGUGGCCCUGGACUGGCGAGCGAUUCCGAUCCGCGCCCGGGAUGAGCACGGAGCGGGAGGCGCAGGGCUGAGUCUGGGCGGGUAGUGCGUGGACCGGCACCGAGGGAUGCUAGCGGUUAGGACGGUCAGGAGCAAACUCAGGAUGGGGACCAUCUGCUCCCCCCACCCCAGCGGGACCAAGACGUCAGCGGAGGUCUGCAACGCCGACUGGAUGGCCUCGCUGCCCCCUCAUCUCCACCACGUCCCCCUAUCCAAUCUGGCGAUCCCAGGCUCUCACGAUUCAUUUAGCUACUGGGUAGAUGAGAAGUCCCCAGUGGGACCUGACCAAACCCCAGCCAUCAAACGCCUCGCCAGGAUCUCUUUGGUGAAGAAGCUAAUGAAGAAAUGGUCUGUUACCCAGAACCUGACAUUCCGGGAGCAACUCGAGGCUGGGAUCCGCUACUUUGACCUGCGCGUGUCUUCCAAACCAGGGGACGAUGACCAGGAAAUCUACUUCAUCCAUGGGCUUUUUGGCAUCAAGGUCUGGGAUGGACUGAUGGAGAUUGACUCCUUUCUUACACAGCACCCCCAAGAGAUUAUCUUCCUAGAUUUCAACCACUUCUAUGCCAUGGAUGAGGCGCAUCACAAAUGCCUGGUUCUGCGGAUCCAGGAGGCCUUUGGAAACAAGCUGUGUUCUGCCUGCAGCGUGGAGAGUAUGACGCUGCAAACCCUGUGGGAGAGGCACCACCAGGUUCUUAUUUUCUAUCACUGUCCCUUCUACAAACAAUACCCCUUCCUGUGGUCAGGAAAGAAGAUUCCAGCACCCUGGGCAAAUACCACCAGUGUGAACAAACUAAUCCUCUUCCUGGAGACCACGCUGAGUGAGCGAGCCCCCACCGGCUCCUUCCACGUCUCUCAAGCAAUUCUCACCCCCAGGGCAAAGACCAUUGCACGAGGUUUGGUUGGUGGCCUCAAGAACACUCUGGUUCAUAGGAAUCUCCCUGCCAUCCUGGAUUGGGUGAGAACUCAGAAGCCUGGAGCUAUGGGAGUCAACAUCAUCACGUCUGAUUUUGUGGAUCUCGUGGACUUUGCCACAACUGUUAUUGAGUUGAACGACCUCCUGCAGGAGAAUAGAGCUUUGGCUAAAUGCUGAUUUAUUUUUUUUUAACUUCAUGUUGAAUUUGUUGAUCCAGGGUAGAGUUCUGAAGUGUUUCCCAUUAGGAUGCCCCUGGGCAGUAAAUGGAACAGUAAGAAGAGGAGGGCAUUUUUUGCUUCCUUACUCACAGGGCCAUGUGGAUAAAAUUACAAGCCUUUAAAUUGCAUUUUUUUUCCCAAAUGAGACUUUUAUACAAACAUUAAGUCCAAGGGAAGAAAGCAUGUUUUGUGUGACAAAGAUAAAACUAUUCCCAAUGGCUCAUGGUACUGAAUGUAAUGUGGAAGGGUCUCCAAGUUCCACUGGGGCCUUAAUUGCCCCCUUUGACUCAGAUCCCUCAUUGGAUCCCAGAGGGGUCCAGUGUGUUUGAGCCUAGGAGGAGGCUAAAACAUAAAGGUGUUUCUGGUCAAAAGAAUGACUCAUUGAGGUUCUGUACAGCCACACAGGGUAGACCCAACACCAACCUGGGAUUGUGAAGGGGGAAAAUAUUAAGACCCUGUUCUCUCUAGGAUGUUGAGUGUCACUACUUUUUCACUGAGAGAUUUAAGACUUAUUUAUCACCAAGGUAUUUCAGCCACAAGCUGUUCUGAGCUUCAGCUGAUCACCUGAACUCUUUAGAUGAAUAAUGCCUAUUGUCAUCAGUAUCAGAAAUGUGGUUCCCGGUUUUUCAACUUGGAUUCCUCUCUAUUUCUUUUAGCCCUGUCUUAAAAGAAACAGAUGGGAGGUAUUUCCAGAAUGGGGCUCCACUAGACAUAGACAUGCAUGUUUGUUGCAUGCCAGAUUUUUCUUAUUAUUAUUUUUAUUUGAAUCUGUAGCUUUUCCCAAAAUGGCUGCCAGGUGAGCACCUGCAUCAUUUUGGCAAAGUCCUCUGCAGAGUGGGAUCUGCAUGCCAGAUGUUGGAGCUGCAUUUUUUUGUUAUUGUUGUUGUUGUCUGCUUAGGACUCGGGUCUGUGCUAAUGGAAGACGCCUUGUCCGUGACACCAUGGAGGCAGACACAGGAUGCAUGGGCGAGUGCAAUGGAUUGAAGGAGGAAGCUCCAAGUGGGUUUGGAGCCAUUCUGUAACUCCUUGAAAACAAGACUACCUCGGGGAUAUUUAGGGUGACGCAUGUCAUCAAGAACUCCCAGUAUGGGAACAUUUCCAGUUUGUGUCUUGACUGUUCUACUUCCUGCUGGUUGCUUUUGGCCCCUGGCCCCUUGAUCACCAUUGCAUGAGGGUUUUGAAUCUCAAGAGGGGAUUUUUUUUUUGAUUGAUAAGAGGUACUUACCUUUAAAGAGCCCUCUUACGGUUUUGUUUCUUAUUUAUUUAUUUGUUGAUUUAUUUAUAGAAUAAGUAACUUCAGUGCUUCUUACCUCAAGAGCACUCACAAAGGAGCUUCCAGAACAGCUCCUACCUAGGCCAGAGGCUUCCCUGGCCUUCUUCUUCUUCUUACCAGGACCAUGCAUCUCAGGACUAUGAGUGAAC